AUGGACAAAUAUAUCGGUACACCACAAGCAAGCGAUGCCUCCUUCUUCACCAAGGCCCUCGAUAAUCUUGACUCCCUCUCGCCUGAGAAAUCAUUCGCUGUUCCCGCGCGUGGAGCAGAUCUAAUCAGUCAGAUGCGAAGUGCGAAGGGACGUGGCAUGAACCUGAAGACUCCCAGAGCCGGCGGUCGAGAUCCACUGCGACUUCUUCCCAACGGCGAGCAUGGGAAACCCGAGUUCACUCCACUGAUGAGGAGUGUCACAAAGAAUAACAUUGCGAGACGGCUAUCUAGUAAAAAGCCCGGCACCGCAUAUACACCACGACAUUCCUUGCUGAAACCAGGUGACCUUUCUACCCUUGACCCCGAAAACACUUCCAGUUCGGCAGGCAAUAUGGCCGACGAUACACCUAUGCCACAUCAAGCUAGCAGUGCACAGAGUACACCGCUGGCCCAACUUCCUACGCGUGACGCUGUUGGUCUUGUCAGCGAUGGCAACAUGAUGACAUUACGAGAACAAGAGAACAUCAUUGACAAGAUUGAGAAAGAGAAUUUCGGGCUCAAGAUGAAGAUUCACUUUUUGGAAGAGGCUUUGUCCAAACGCGGCGGCGAAUUCAACCAAGCUGCUCUGAAGGAGAACACAGACUUGAAAGUCAACAGAAUCACAAUGCAACGUGAAUUACAUAAAUUCAAGAAGAACAUCGCUCAAGCCGAGAAGGACGCGGAGGUUUACAGACUACAACUUGAGGAAUUCAAAGAACGCAUCAGGCGAAAACAGGUUGACGAAAGUGUUCGAGUCGAGCUUCACAAGCUCCGCUCCGAAGUUGAAGCGAAAGACAAAAAGCUCAAGGUGAUGGAGCGCGAGUCGAGUCAAGCUGCCCAGGAAGAACACUCACAAAUCCAGAAAUUGAAGGAUGAACUCGAUGACCUGCAAGCUGAACUUCGAGAAAAGGAUCGCCUAAUCGAUGAGCGGGACGACCAGAUUGACUCGCUCAAAGCAGAAGUCAACAAGGAUUCCAAUGAAGUCGUUGAGGUGGAAGAGGAAUUGCGAUACGCCAAAGAAGAGGUUGAACAUCUCAAGCAAACCCUCGACCGGGUCAAAUCAGAGCUUCAGGGGGCAAAAGAAGAGCGGGAGGAGGCCAUUGACGACAAGAGGAGAGCCGAAGAAAACUUGGACGAGCUCCGUGAUGAGAUGGCCAACAAAUCCUUCACCACCAAAGGGCUAAGCAGGCAGCUGGAGGAGAAGGCGAACAAGCUAGAUGACGACUUCCAGGAUCUGCAGGAACGAUAUGAAGCUCUUCAGGCAGAACUUGAUUCCAAGUCGGAUGCCGAGAGGCAGUUGCGAGACCGAGUUCGUGAACUGGAGAAGGAAGGAGCUUCAGAAACACGCAAGGCCCAUCAAGAACUCGAACUUUCCCAGCAGCAACGCGACACUCUCGAACGUAAGCUCAACAACAUGGCCAAGCAACUCGAGACGGCCGAACGAGACUUGCAAGAAAAGACCGAUGAAAAAGAUUUACUCCAAUCUCGUCACGAUGCAUUGACUAGGGAGUCUGCAGAACUUCAAAAAGAUCUUGUCAAAUUGCAAAAGGCCGUUCGUGAGCUUGAGAAAUCCCUAGAAGAAGAACGACAGCAGUCUGCACACAACGACAACUUACUGCGAACAAACCACAAGCAUGAGCUCGAUCUCCUCAAUGAACAAAUUGAUGGUCUUCACCGCGAGGUCAACAGCAAAGAGAAUGCACAUGCAGCUGAUUUGGAGGAAUGGGAAGCUCAAAAACAUUCACUCGAAAGUGCUUCUCAGAAAGCUGAAGAGAAGGCCAAAGGUUUGCAACGAACAGUAGACAAACUUCAGGACGCUCAAGGAACACUGUCUGGCCGUGAGAUGAAGCUACAAGAAGCACUUGAGAGUGAAAAUGAACGUCAUAAGCAAGAAGAGAAGAUUCUGUCCAAGGAAAUUCAAGAAUUACAGCAAGAUCUUACGGCGAAGCGCCAAGCUGCAGACGAGAGUCGAAAUGAGCUCAACAAUGCAAGGGAGGAACUCCGCAUUUCUAUCCGUGAGCAAGCAUCACUAAAAGAAAAGGUGGUAGAGCUUGAGGAUGAGAUCGAAAUCCUCCAAGCUGACAUUGAGCAAGAGCAUGAGGUUGCGCAGAUGCAGCAACAAAAGUCUUCUAGCCACGCUGAUGCCCAAGUACAAAAGCUUCGACAAGAAAAGCAAUCCUUGCAGGAGCAACUCGCCAAUGCCAACACGGAACUCAAAGAUGCCCGCUCAGCACUGAACUCCGCCGAGCGCGAUCGUGAGGAGCUUGAGAAGAAGUUCGAGAAAAUGCAGAAUUCCAACGACGAUACUUUCAAUAUCGAUCAAGAAAAGCGCGAGCUCAAGCGAGCGAAGGUCAAGCUCGAGAAAGAGGUUAUGCGUCUGACAUCCGAGCGUGACGUGUUGACACAAGCAAACAAUGUCCUCGAGAAUGAGAUCAACUCGGAAAUGGACCGAGCCAAUGAAGAGGAGAAUCGUUUGAACACAGAGAUCGAGACUCUCCGCAAGCAGAAAUCCUCAGGGACGGACAUCAGAGACAGAGAACUGACUUCUGCUCGGAAUAAGGUGGCUCGACUGGAAAGUCGGGUGAAAGAUCUGGAGCAGAUGGUCGAGAAUCAAUCAAAAGUGAUGUCUCCUGCCACCAACGUAUCUGUGCUGCGGGAUGACCUCACAGAGGCGAGGGAGAAUCUAACUUCGUACGCCAAACGUGAGACAGAAUUGAAAGCGUCAAACCGAGAUCUCAAAAUGCGAGUAAAUGAUCUCGAGAAAGACCUGCACGAAGCCAGACUUUCACAGUAUAGGGCUCAAUCUCCAUCUGUCUCACCACCACCAUCGCAUUCCAAGGAAUUGGCACAGAUUCGUCAGAAUCUCAUUGACGCUCAAAGGGAAAUCAAAGUCGUUUCGUCGGAGAAUCGCGAGUUGAAACGUGCAGCACGACGAUCAUGUUCGAACGAGACAGAGUUUGCAGCCCUGCAAACUGCAGCCCGGUCUCGACUCGAUGAAGUUGAGAGUCUGAACGAAAAGCUCUCCGAGCAAAACAAGAUUGUAGAUGAUCUUCGAGAGAAGUUGGAACUCCUCCAAGAAGAGCACGAUGACAACCAGGACUUGGCUGCCAGCAUCCGCAAGCGUGACAGACAAAUUCAGGACCUCAAACAGCAAGUCAAGCAUCUCCGGGAGGAGCAAGGGGAUCUAAGCGAUGUAUCCAUACGUUUGUCAGCUCGUGAGGGGGAAGCUCAAGAAAUGAAACGAGAGCUGAGACGGCUUCGGGACGAACGUAGCCUGGCCAAAAAGAGAGCCGAUGAAGUUGGAACGGAACUGGACGCUUUGCAAAGCAAGUACGAAGGGAUAUUGGAGAAAUUGAGCUCCGGGAAAUCGUCCAAAGACGAUAUCCGCGAGAAAGAGAUGAGAGGCCUUGUUAAAGAGAUAAUGUGGUUAAAGGCUAAGUGCAAGAGAGAGGAGCGCCUCAGAAAAGACCUCGCCUGGAGUAAAGGAUUCCUUGAGCAGGGUGAGGUAAUGAGAUCCCAGUGCAAUCAAGUCGAUCUUCGAAUUCUGGGUGAGAUGGGCGUCUCACUCGAGCAACGCAAAUACGAGUCAAAGCUACGACCGGUACAGAAGUUCAGAGCGGGUGUUUUUGCAGUUAUCGCUGCCAUCCGGAUGAGUAACAUGGAGGAGUCUUGGAGAGAAGCCAAAAUAAUGGGCGAAGAGCUGAGGUUAAUGCGCACAAAGCAGAGCAAAUCACGCACAAGGGUGCGCAUUCUGGAAGUGUGA
Exophiala aquamarina CBS 119918 is the source of this 3801-nucleotide messenger RNA. RefSeq lists its product as uncharacterized. The record is from RefSeq and is a predicted model, not a curated record. Gene Ontology annotation, cellular component: microtubule organizing center. Lineage: Eukaryota; Fungi; Ascomycota; Eurotiomycetes; Chaetothyriales; Herpotrichiellaceae. Bases 1 to 3801 code for a protein of 1266 amino acids. The transcript has 2 exons.